AUGCUCCAGAGGCAGAUGCCCGCCUGGGUCUUCCACUCCCUGCCAGACCCAAGCCAAACAGAAGAUGGCAGGCCGUCGGCCACCUGCACCUUGGAGAGGGGGCUGUUUCCAUGCCACCUGCUGACAGUGAGGGUCAUCCGGAUGAAAAAUGUGCGACAGGCUGAUGUGGUGAGCCAGACAGACUGCUUUGUGAGCCUCUGGCUGCCCACCGCCUCUCAUGACAGGCUGAGGACUAGGACCAUCUCCAACUGCCCCAACCCAGAGUGGAAUGAAACCUUCACCUUCCAGAUCCAGAGCCAAGUGAAGAACGUGCUAGAGCUGAGCGUCUGCGAUGAAGACACAGUGACACCAGAUGACCAUCUCUUGACAGUUCUCUAUGACCUCACCAAGCUCUGCUUCCGAAAGAAAACCCACGUGAAGUUCCCACUCAACCCAGAGGGCAUGGAGGAGCUAGAGGUGGAGUUCCUGCUGGAGAAAAGUCCUGAUCCACCUGAGACCCUCAUCACCAAUGGCGUGCUGGUGUCUCGACAGGUCUCCUGCCUGGAGGUGCAUGCAGAAUCCAGGAGGCGGAGAAAGUGUGGCAAACAGAAGGACCACCUGGUGACAGUGACGGAGUCCUUUGAGCACACCCAGCGCAUCUUGCGCUGCCCGGAGCCCUGCUGCCCAAACCCUGCCUGCUUCCACUACCCCAAGUACUUCCAGUCCCAGAUUCACGUGGAGGGGCCCAAGAGUCCAUGGAGCUGUGGGCUUUGCUGCUGCUGUGCGCACAAGAAAACCGGCCCCAUCUGCCAGCCCCUCGACUGCCUCCCCGACGGCCAGACGGUGACCCUGCCUGUGGGCGAGAACUGUGAACUACACAUGAAGUCUACACCCUGCCCCCAGACACUGGACGUGCGGCUGGGCUUCAGCCUGUGCUCGGCAGAGCUGGAGUUCCUCCAGAAGCGGAGGCUGGUGGUGGCUGAGGCGCUGAAGCAGGUGUUGCAGCUGGAGGAGGACCUGCAGGAGGACGAGGUACCACUGAUAGCCAUCAUGGCCACCGGGGGUGGAACAAGAUCCAUGACGGCCAUGUACGGCCACCUGCUGGGGCUGCAGAAGCUGAACAUCCUGAACUGUGCCAGCUACAUCACUGGCUUGUCAGGGGCCACCUGGACCAUGGCUACCUUGUACCGUGACCCAGACUGGUCCUCCAAAAACCUGGAGCCUGCCAUCUUUGAGGCACGGAGGCACGUGGUCAAGGACAAGUUGCCUGCCCUGUUCCCAGACCAGCUCUCCAAAUUCCAGGAGGAGCUCCGGCAGCGCAGCCAGGAAGGGUACAAGGUCACCUUUACAGACUUCUGGGGCUUGCUGAUCGAGGCCUGUCUGGGGGACGAGAGAAAUGAAUGCAAACUGUCAGACCAGCGUGCUGCUUUGUGCCAGGGCCAGAACCCCCUGCCCAUCUACCUCACCAUCAAUGUCAAGGAUGAUGUAAGCAACCAGGAUUUCAGAGAGUGGUGCGAGUUCUCCCCCUACGAGGUGGGCCUGCAGAAAUACGGGGCCUUCAUCCCCACCGAGCUCUUUGGCUCCGAGUUCUUCAUGGGACGGCUGAUGAAGAGGAUCCCAGAGUCGCGGAUGUGCUACAUGCUAGGUUUGUGGAGCAGCAUCUUCUCCCUGAACCUGCUUGAUGCCUGGAAUCUGUCCCACACCUCGGAGGAGUUUUUCUACAGGUGGACAAGGGAGAGAGUGCACGACAUCGAAGACGAGCCACUCCUGCCUGAAAUCCCCAAAUGUGAUGAAAACAUCCUGGACACCACGGUGGUGAUCCCAGGGUCGUGGCUGUCCAACACAUUCCGCAGCAUCCUCACCCAUCGGCCCUUCGUGUCUGAGUUCCACAACUUCCUGCGGGGGCUGCAGCUGCACACCGACUACCUCCAGAACACAGAGUUCUCCAGGUGGAAAGACACCGUGCUGGACGGUUUCCCAAACCAGCUGACGGCGUCUGUGAACCACCUGUGCCUGCUGGACACCGCGUUCUUCGUCAACUCCAGCUACCCGCCCCUCCUCCGGCCUGAGAGAAAAGUCGACCUCAUCAUCCAUCUCAACUACUGUGCCGGAUCCCAGACAAAGCCCAUGAAGCAGACCUGUGAGUACUGCACCGUGCAGAACAUCCCCUUCCCCAAGUAUGAGCUGCAGGAGGAGGAGGAGAAGCUCAAGGAGUGCUACCUUAUGGAGAACCUGCAGGAACCUGAUGUCCCCGUCGUGAUUUUCUUCCCUCUCAUCAACGACACCUUCCAGAAGUACAAGGCCCCAGGUGUGGAGCGAAACCCCGAGGAGCUGGAGCAGGGCCAGGUCGACAUUUAUGGCCCCAAAACUCCCUACGCCACCAAGGAGCUGACGUACACAGAGGCCGCCUUCGACAAGCUGGUGAAGCUCUCCGAGUACAACAUCCUGAAUAACAAGGACAGGCUCCUUCAGGCCUUGCGGCUGGCAGUGGAGAAGAAGAGACGCCUGAAGAGCCAGUGUCCCUCCUAAGUCCCCGGGAGCCUCCCCAUCCUGUGUCUGCUUCCACCAUCAGAGGCACGAGCCCUUCAGGGCUGACGGACUGCACAGCAGGCUCCGCGUUCUGGCAAGGGGUGCAGGCUGGCUGGCCCGGGCUUUCUAUCAAAAUCUAAAAAUUGAAAAGAGUUGAGAGAGACAGGGAGAGAGAAAGAGAUAAAGGAAAAUAACAAGAAGAUAUAUUGGGGUUUUAAACCCACUGGAAUUUUUUAAACCUUUCCCUGGAGAGAAGGGGGUUCCAUAGCUGCAGGCUUGCACACAUGCUGAAAGUGGAGAAUGAAAGCCUGGCCUGAGGGAGAGGCGGGUUCCCCAGAAACCUCAGACCCAGAACUGGAGCUCAGGGCCCUCCCCUCUGUGCUCCUCUCAGCCCCCUCGCUCGGAGGCUCGGGGAACGCACAAGAAGACCUGAGGAGCACUCAGGGUCCCCUGGAAAAAUGCUUUAAAUUUAAGGCAAUUAUAUUCCUGUGAUUUUUAUAGGCAA
Messenger RNA from Equus caballus (horse), 3013 nucleotides. RefSeq names its product phospholipase A2 group IVE (gene PLA2G4E). Lineage: Eukaryota; Metazoa; Chordata; Mammalia; Perissodactyla; Equidae. Gene Ontology annotation, cellular component: cytosol. Gene Ontology annotation, biological process: glycerophospholipid catabolic process. The record is from RefSeq and is a predicted model, not a curated record. Gene Ontology annotation, molecular function: calcium-dependent phospholipid binding; calcium ion binding.